GUGCAUCUUCUUACAAGCACGAUACUUGUACCCGUGGAGCUCAAUACCAUGCAAGAAACAUAUCUGAAACUCGCACACACAAUUAUCGAAUGCGCCCACACAAAUCCACGUCAUCGAACACUCAUUGGUAUCGCAGGUCCACCUGGAUCAGGCAAAACAACAAUCGCAACCGAAACAGUCAAAUUAAUCAAUGAACAAAGCACAUCCAUCUCCACAGACGCACAGGACGCUCUGGAAACAGAGCUUCCGGUUCGUGCAAUAUCCAUCGGCUUGGAUGGUUUCCACCUCCCACGUUCAGCUCUCGACCAAAUGCCGAACAAGGAAGAAGCACAUCGUCGUCGCGGUGCACCCUGGACAUUCGAUGCUGCCGGCGCCCUUGCUUUCGUUCAGAGACUCCGGGCCUGGGCAGACACGGAAGUUGACACGACGUAUGUGGACAGUCAAGACGAGGUACCUAUAUUCGCUCCAUCAUUCGACCACGCCGCAAAAGACCCCGUCGAGGAUGGAAUAUCGAUACCCACAAGCACAAACAUAGUUAUCAUCGAGGGUAUAUACGUUCUUCUGGAUGAACCCAUAUGGCGUGGAAUAGGACCUUUGAUGGACCUCCGAGUAUUUGUCGAUGUGGACGAGGACGUUGCACGAACACGUGUUGCUCAACGACAUGUGGCCGCGGGUAUCGAGAAGACGAUCGGGGAUGCAUUUGCAAGGGUCGACAGCAAUGACACGCUGAAUGGAAGGCUGAUCAAGGAGAAUAUAGUACCCGGUGUCGAUGUACGAAUUCGUAGCUUCGAUAUAUAAUGCAUCAUCUCCCUAUCUCAUCGGAUAUUUGGUACUGGAACCUCAUCUUUUGUAGCUACACUAGAAGCGCAACUCUG
Messenger RNA from Pseudovirgaria hyperparasitica, 875 nucleotides. Its product is annotated as phosphoribulokinase/uridine kinase. The record is from RefSeq and is a predicted model, not a curated record. Gene Ontology annotation, cellular component: cytoplasm. The transcript has a single exon. Bases 49 to 798 code for a protein of 249 amino acids. NCBI's taxonomy places the organism in Eukaryota, Fungi, Ascomycota, Dothideomycetes, Acrospermales, Acrospermaceae. Gene Ontology annotation, molecular function: ATP binding; kinase activity.